UUCAAUAUUUCUUUGAUUUUGGUUGGAAGAAAAUCGAAAGAGCAUGUUUCAUUUGAAACAUGCCUGAACGUGCAUUCCGUUUAAUAAAGCUUAGAGCAUUAACGCAUUGGCGCUGACAGUAACGUUUCCUUUCGUGAAUGCAGUAUGACGUGUUUUAUAUCCCGUCUGAAAACAGAGGAGACCUGAUGCAAACAGUAAUAUGAAUCUGACAUCUAAUAUGGGAGAUUUCAUUUAUCUUUUAAUCUAGAAGAAUGCUUAUAAAUAAUAACAACGACAACGACAACAACAGCAACAACAACAACAACAACAACAACAACAACGACAACAACAACAACGACGACGACAUAAUCUGUCAACAUCGUCUUAGAAAAGCAACAAUAUCAAAAUGCAUACCACUUUAAAUGAUACUUCUGAACGAAGAUUUGAAAUACAAUGCAAAUUGGAAUCAGAGAUAGCAGCUUUAGAAGCAUUAAAAGAAGCAGAAGAACGAAGUCGAAAACUAACAAGUGGUGUUCUUGGAAUACUUUCCUCUUUGGAACAACGUUUGGCUACUUUACGGCGUACCAUACUUCCUGUUUAUAAUGAAACUGGAAAUUUACAGUCUCAACAGCAUAAUAUAGAAAAAACACUUAGUAUAUUGGAUCAUGCUAUUGGAUAUUAUGGCGUAUGUCAAGAAGUUGAAAAGUCAAUACGUAAUGGACCUAGCAGUUCAGCUGGUUUAAGCAAUUUUCUUGAUGCUAUGAACCGUUUGUACAAUGCUCAACGAUAUUUUCAAAAGAAUAAUCCAAGUUCCGUGGAAUUGGAGAAUGUUACAAGUUUAUUUGCCAUUGGAUUAGAAGCUUUGCACACAGAAUUUCAUGAUAUUUUGACCAGACAAAGUAAACCCAUAUUACCAAUUGUUCUUUUGGAUCUCAUUGGUUCUGACGAGGAUACGAGCGGAGAAGAUGCCCCACAGUCAUUAUGUCAAUUGCCAGAAGCUGUCAUGGAUGACUUACUUAAAAUUGCUGGUUGGUUAGAAGAAAGAGGUCAACAUAAACAUGCAAAAAUUUAUGCUACUGUACGUUCUAGUAUUGUCCUUCGAUCUUUACAGUUACUUAAAGAACAUCAAAGAAGUGCAAGCGGAGGAAGCACACAUGCAGGCAGUCCAAUGCCGAAAGCCAAAUUUGCGAAUCGUCAUUCGAGUGGUACUCAAGAAACAACAGGAAGAUGGGCAUCGCGAAAAUUACAACAUGCACUUGAAAAGAAAGCAAGUAAAAUGUUAUUUAGAGCAUCACAAACUACUGGAUUUGGUCUAUCUUUAACUGCAUCAAGGAAACCACAGCCACAACUAUCUGGAUAUUCAAUAGAAGAUGUAGCACCGGAUGAACAGGAAAUGGAAAAUUAUCUUCUAUUAACCGCAGGUCUUCAUAAACUUAUGCAAGCAGAACGCUCGUUGGUUAGUAGAAUUCUCCCACCUUCUUUACAACUUCAAGUACUUGAAGCUACGGUACGCAAUGCUAUGGAUCUUGUGGCCCAUGAUGGAGAAAGUAUCGCAACAAGGGCUAAACGUUGUAUCGCAAGACGUGAUUUUUCUGCAGUUCUGGUGGUUUUUCCAAUUUUGAAACAUCUUGGAGAACUUAAGCCAGACUUAGAGAGGGCAGUAGAAGGAUGUGAUUAUGCACUUAGAUCUAAAUUUGCCUCUGUACUCAAUGCAUUGAACGGAACGGGAGCUAAAGCUUUAGAAGAUUUUGCAGAAAGUGUUAGAAAUGAAUCUAGUGCGAUUUUACCUAAAGAUGGUACCGUAGCGGAGGGUACAAGCAACGUCUUAGUUUUUCUAGAACAAUUAGCUGAAUAUGCGGACACUGCAGGAACAGUUCUUCGACGUAACACAGAUGUGGAAUCUGUUGUUCCAUCAUCUGCAAAACAAACAGAAAAUGCACAUAAAAUUGUACUUGGCAUUUACAUUAAAAAAGUUUUAGCACAAUUGAACUUAGCAUUAGUCAGCAAAAGUGACGCGUCGUACUCUGAUCCUUCAUUGCGAGCGCUUUUUCGCUUAAACAAUCAUAAUUACGUUGUAAAUGCUUUACGCCGCAGUUCUCUAAUGGAACUUUUGCUAUUAGCAGAACCAACCAUCGAACAAACUUACGUUGAUUUACUUGUCAAAGAUAAGACCAAUUAUGUCUCCACAACGCUUGUUAAGGCUCGAGGUUUUCUUGAACAUUCAUUCGAUGAGCCAGAACCUGGUUCUAAAAUACUCAAAGAGAAGUUUUUAGGAUUUACAAGGGAAUUGGAAGAACUUGCUAAGUGUCAACGCUCUUAUUCUGUACCUGAUGGACGUUUACGCGAAGAAAUACGCAAAGAACUUGAACAAGCUAUCGUUCCCUUGUACAUUGCUUUCUAUAACAAGUAUCGUGGAGUAUCUUUUUCCAAAAAUCCAGGAAAAUACAUCAAGUAUACACCAGAACAAGUUAAAUCUCUAAUAAAUACUUUCUUCGAUGUAUCGGCAUAAAAUAGGAUUACAAAGAACAUAGUUUAACAAGAAAAAUAGAAAGAUGCUUAAUAAACACCCAUUUAAUAAAGCAUAUUUAGUUACAGUA
Vespa velutina is the source of this 2576-nucleotide messenger RNA. It is a transcript of the gene Exo70, whose product is annotated as exocyst complex component 7. The record is from RefSeq and is a predicted model, not a curated record. Gene Ontology annotation, biological process: exocytosis. Lineage: Eukaryota; Metazoa; Arthropoda; Insecta; Hymenoptera; Vespidae. The transcript has 6 exons. Gene Ontology annotation, molecular function: phosphatidylinositol-4,5-bisphosphate binding. Bases 386 to 2488 code for a protein of 700 amino acids. Gene Ontology annotation, cellular component: exocyst.